This is a messenger RNA of Rangifer tarandus platyrhynchus (Svalbard reindeer), 1005 nucleotides long. The record is from the annotation of a GenBank genome assembly. NCBI's taxonomy places the organism in Eukaryota, Metazoa, Chordata, Mammalia, Artiodactyla, Cervidae.
AUGUAUGAGGACUGCAAGGAGUCCACUGGGGACUAUUACUUCCUCUGUGACACUGAGGGAGCAUGGGGCAUCGUUCUGGAGUCCCUGGCAGCAGUUGGCAUAGUGGUCACAGUUCUGCUGCUCCUGGCAUUUCUCUUCCUCAUGAGAAGGGUCCAAGACUGUGCCCACUGGAAUGUCCUCCCCACCCAGUUCCUCUUCCUCCUGGGUGUGCUAGGGCUCUUUGGCCUUGCUUUUGCCUUCAUCAUCCAGCUCAAUCAGCAGACUGCCCCCAUCCGCUACUUUCUCUUUGGGGUCCUCUUUGCUCUCUGCUUCUCGUGCCUCUUGGCUCACGCCUCCAACCUGGUGAAGCUGGUCCGGGGUCGAGUCUCCUUCUCUUGGACGACAAUUCUGUGCAUUGCUAUUGGGGUCAGCCUGUUGCAGACCAUCAUCGCCAUUGAGUACGUGACUCUCAUCAUGACCAGGGGUGGCAUGUUUGUGCACAUGACACCCUAUCAGCUCAACGUGGACUUCGUGGUCCUCCUGAUCUACGUCCUCUUCCUGAUGGCCCUCACGUUCUUUGUCUCCAAGACCACCUUCUGCGGCCCUUGUGAGAACUGGAAGCAGCACGGCAGGUUCAUCUUUGUCACGGUGCUCGUCUCCAUCAUCAUCUGGGUGGUGUGGAUCUCCAUGCUCAUGAGGGGCAACACACAGCUCCAGCGGCAGCCCCAGUGGGACGACCCCGUCAUCUGCAUCGCCCUGGUCACCAACGCGUGGGUUUUCCUGCUGCUGUACAUCGUCCCGGAGCUGUGCAUUCUCUACCGAUCAUGUCAGCAGGAUUGCCCCCUGCCAAGCAAUGCCUGCCCGCUCCCGACUUACGAACGCAGCUUCAGAGCAGAGACCCAGGAGCUCUCAAGAGCCCGAGACAGUGAUGGCGCUGAGGAGGAUGUAGCAUUAACUGCGUAUGGUAGCCCCCACUCAGCUGCAGAUGGUAAACAAGAUACUUCUGUAGCCUCUUCCUCAGAAUAA